UUGAAAUAAAAGCUUUUCAAAAUAACGACGUUCGAUUUCAACACAAUAACAAUUGAGUGGUUUUUACUCGUGUUUGAUAAAAAUUAGAUUUAAACAUCAUGGCAAGAAAUUACGUGACGAACUUUCGCGGUGAUUUUACGCCAAACGGGAAAUUUUGUGUAAAAGAAGAACCAGUGACUCCUAUAGAAGAAGACUUCGGUGAUCACAAUCAUUUGGAUAAUUCCUUUGAAAAUGAUUAUGGUUAUGGUAUGAGAAAGUCGAUGUCAAUGAAUGAUAUAGCCGCCCUUCGCGAAGAUCUUGUGAAGCUGGAAUUUAAUGAAAGUGAUUGUUAUCAGAAAAGGCGUCCAACUGGAACCCUACAAGAUCUGUCGAAAACCAAGUUUGUUUCUAUGGCAGAAGCUAUUUAUCACUAUCAAAGGGAUACUCCUGGGCGUUUUCAUUCCACUAAACCUCAGAUAUUCCGUUGCCAAGGCGCCGGAGGUCGACCUGGUUUGACGGUACCUGUUUCCCCUAUGCUGCGAUGCAAAGCGCGGUCGCGGCCCCUUCACAUUGAGUCACAGAAGGAAAAAGAAGAAAGGGAAUUAGAGGAGAUAAGAAAGUUCAAACUCAAAGCACAACCUAUACCUAAGUCUGUUAUUGAAGGCCCAAAACAUUUACCAGAGGUGACUAAAAAACCCCUUACUGUUCCUGAACCUUUCCAUUUGACAGAAGUGCAUAAGAAAACAAUAACAUCUACUCCACCACAGAAAUUCAAAGCUAGACCCGCCCCAAAACAUAUUCUCGAAAAACCACAAGUGCUUGUUAAGCCACUUAUUCACGUGACUAUGCCUAUGAGUCCUAAUUUUCAUUAUAAAAAGCCUGCUACUACUGAACAGCAUAAGAAUGAAAAACAAACAACUCAAAAGCCUGUUGAAAAGAAUCUUCCCCGAAAUGGGCCACUAAAACCGGAACCAUUCUCUUUUGAGAAGCGUGAUCAAGAAUUAAGACAACGCAGGGAAGAAAGGAUUAGGCGUCAAAUAGAAGAGGAACGCAAGCAGGCCUCGCAGUUUAAAGCCCAGCCACUUCCUGGAGCAGUUAAAAAACAGAUGCGCUGUGGCACUGUUAAGAGCAGUUCAUCAACUACAUCUUCAGAAAAUAAAGAGAAUCAAUUCCACUUUGAGGCUAAACCACCAGUAGUCCUUUAUAAAGAACCAUUCAAGCCUGUCCUUCAGCAUGUGGUACAAGUGAAAUCUGCACCAUUUGAACUGACCACUGAGAAAAGGGCACAUGAGAGAGAGAAGUUUGAAAAGCAAAUAAAAGAGAAAGAAGAAGAAAUGGAAAGGAUUAGACUUUUGAAGGAAAAGGAACAACAAGAGGCUGAAGAACGGGCCAAAGCGGAGAUAAGGGCUAAAUUAAUUCAUCAUGCUAAACCAGUCCCUGCUCUGCAUCCAUUUGUUCCUGAAAAGUCAUCUGCACCUCUAACUGUACCUGAGACACCUACAUUUGUGAGAAGACUCAAAAAGUGCUGAAAAAAAGACA
Molecule: messenger RNA, 1518 nt
Organism: Manduca sexta (tobacco hornworm)
Lineage: Eukaryota; Metazoa; Arthropoda; Insecta; Lepidoptera; Sphingidae
Product: targeting protein for Xklp2-like
Exons: 1
Coding region: 99-1508 (469 amino acids)
Biological process (GO): regulation of mitotic spindle organization; activation of protein kinase activity
Cellular component (GO): spindle; microtubule
Source: RefSeq, a predicted model, not a curated record